CUUCCUCUCCCCCCGACUCAGCACGUCGAGUCAAUCCCGCGUCCAUCGAAUUUGGAAGACGUUUUGGAAAACAUCUACAUUUGGAGAGAAGAUAUUUUUCAAAAUAGCAAGCAGAGAGACAACAUUUUAAUCUUUUUUGUGUGUGUCUACAACUGAUGGAUGGCAAUGCCCAAAAUAUGUUUCACGGAAAUCAUCAAGGAGAUCCCUAUUACCGCUAUGAUCCAGCCGCUGCCGCAGCAGCUGCGGCUGCAGCAUCUCCACGGGCCAUGGGACCACCCGGUGGCUAUCCUCGGCACAGAGGCCCACAUCCAUUGCAGCAACAGCCUCAGUACCCCACUUAUCAGCCAACGGCGGACAACAUCUAUGGCCUAAGUGCCGCCGAUCAACAUGCCGGCAUGGGUAUGGGUGAUUUAAGCGGUUGGGGUGCCGGACCCACCGUACCCGGCCAGGCAGGUGCCUAUCCAGGUGCCACAUUAGGAGCUUAUGGUCAUCCCCAGGCGGGGCCACCGACACAACAAAGGCAGUCAUCAUCACAGCCAAGCUAUCGCCAACACAUGCCCGCCUAUGGCCAACAGGAUCAAUCAAAAUUACCCUAUGGCUCACAGCAGGGUAUGAUGAGCAGUCUACUGCAACAGCCUGGACCAAAUGUUGGACCUGCUGGCGGCUAUGGUGCCCUAACACAACAACAACCACAGCAGCAACAAGCACCUACGCCCCAACAGCAACAACAACAACAGCAGCAGCAACAACAGCAAAGCCAGCAAUCACGCCUGCCCCCACAACACUAUCCCCAAGCUCCCAGCCAACAUCCUCUCUACUCGACCACACCUACACAACCGGGACCUGGUGUGCCCGCCGGAUCGAGUGUAACGGGCGCACCACAAGGCUAUGGUGUCCCCUAUGGGGCACCCUUGCAGCAUCAAACCAGUCGAUCGGCGCCCCAGCAUGUGGGCUAUGGUCAUGCUGGUCUUGAUCAGCCAAGUCCAUAUGGGCAACAUGUGCCAGGUGGAGCAGCAGCACCUGGUGGCGUUGUCCCCAGUCAUCAUUUAAGUGCCCAGCAGCAGGCUGGCCAAUUGAGUUCGCAUAUGGUGGGUGGUCCAGGACCACAACAACAACAACAGCAGCAGCAACAGCCACCCCCUAGUAUGCAACAGCAACAACAUGGAGUACCUCCGGGUUUAGGUACACCACAGCAGCAACAACAACAACAGCAGCAAAGUACAGCCCAUUUGCUGCAAAGCCAGCAAGGCCAACAACAACAACCACAGCAGCAAACACAAAACCACGUUGGCCUCAUGCAGGCCACGGGUCAGCAUCAACAACUGCCGCCACCCCAUAUGGGAGUGGUGCCACCAUCAUAUGCUGGCCUACACCAACAACAGAGCCAACAACCCCCACCCCAACAACAGCAGCCAGUGGGAGGGGCACCUUCCUACAUGACAUCGGCGGGAAAACAUCAGGCCACAGCAUCGCCCCAAUAUCGGGCGCCAUUCCCGCAACUUUCACCACAAAUGUCACCCAGGCCACCGACCAUGUCACCCCACCCACAAAUGUCUCCAAGACCAGGUAUGUCGCCAGCGAAACCACCUUCCAGUCAACAGCAGCAGCAGCAACAACAACAGGGACCUUCGCCUCAGACGCAACAGCAGCAGCAGUCAAGUGUGAAUUCACCCAGCACCCAACAGCAGCAACAACAACAGCAGCAGCAAACCACACAUCAUAGCAUAUCGGGUAUGGUGGGUUUAUCUUCACCCAGGCAACCGACAACGGCCGGAGGUGGUCCACCAAGUUCCAAGACGGGAGGUUCCACACCCGUCAAUACCUUACAGGCUUUGGAGCAGAUGGUAAUGCCGGGCCAGGGCUUAUCGGCCGGUGGUCCUAUGGAUUAUCCCUCAGCCUAUAGGCAGGCAGCGGCGGCAGCUCAACAUGGUCCGAUGGGACCACGUAUGCCUGUGUCGCCUCAACACCAACAAUGGUCGGCCCACCUGAAUAUGCAACAAAGUCAGCAGGCGCCACCAAAUCCCAUAAGUGUGGGUCAGAUGACCGCUCCACCACAAAUGCCCCAUCCACAACAGCAGCAGCAACAACAUCAACAACAAAUGGGUAUGUAUGGAGCACCACCGCCGCAACCAACACAUCAUCAGCAGCAACUGCAGCAGCAGCAACAACAGCAGGCUCCUGCGCCUUCACAGCAAACUGGAGGUCAGACACCCACCCCUCAUGGCAUUGGUCAGCUGACAACACCUGUCUCCCAAGCCCAACAGCAACAACAGCAGCAAUCAACACCUCCUCAUACUCAACCCCAUUCACAUCAACAACAACAGCAGCAGCAUCAGCAACAACAACAACACCAACAACAUCAACAGCAACAUUUGACCGAACAAUUGCAGCAUUCCAUCAAUGAUAUUGUGGGCAAUACUUCAUCCUCAAAUUCCCAACAACAGCAACAAUCACAUGCUGCAUCCUCUAUGUCUCCCAUGCAUCAUCAGCAGACAGCCGGAGGAAGUAUGACUUUGCAUCACAUGACCACACCAGGACAUCAUCAAAUGGGUCCAGGUGAUCAGAUGCAUCAGUCAUCUCCGUCAAUACAGCCUAGGGGUGUUGAGCCAUCGCAUCACCCGCAACAGCAGCAGCAGCCUGCACCUGGAUCAUUACAACCACCAUCGAAUCAAAUGCAGCAGCAACAGCAACAGCAAAAACAACAAAGUCCCCACCAUCAGCAGGCGCACCAGCAAAGGAGUCCCCAUCAGGCGACGCCACAACAUCAACAACAACAACAGCCUUCUCCUAUGCAUCCCACACAGCAACAACAGCCUUCACCAAUGCAUCCAACACAGCACCAACAACAAACGACGGGUUAUCAACAACCUCCGCCACAACAGCAGCAGCAGCAGCAGCAGCAACCGCAACCCCAACAUGUUCCUUCACCUCAGCUACAACAUACAGCAUCUCAACCACCCCAAUAUAACCCCCAGGAUCCGUUCUCCUCAAUGUUACAACCUCAACAACAACAGCAGCAGCAACAGGAGACCACAGUGCCUGCCGUAUCCACAGCUCCUUCUAUUGCUCAAGCAGCACCACAACAACAUCAGCAAUCCACAAUGUCUCCAGCUCAUGUGUCUUCUCCAGUGCCUACUUCGGCACUUGGAGCGUCUGCAAAUAAUCAACAACAACAACAACAGCAUCAACAACAACCUUCAACACCCUCCACCCCAACGCAACAUCAUUUGAUCAGUGGUAUACUCAAUGAAACUGCCAAUUCCAACGACUCGUCCACCCUAGCAGUGGCGGCCAAUGACAGCAACAAUAGCAGCAGUAAUUCAUCCACCAACAGUACGGUCAACAAUCAUCCCACAUCGAUACAUGACAGUAACUCCCAAAGUUCCAUAAAUAGCAGUCAUAAUGUUCCGACCCUAGCGGCAAUGGACAAUAGCAGUAAUGGUGGCGGUGGAUUAUUGAAUUCGAAUUCAAAUUCUGCCACUGCCAUGGGCGGAGCAGGAGCGACAGUAGGAAGUCUGGGAGCUACGGCGGGCAACAACAGCAGCAGUGGGCCGUCUGUUGGCGGUGGUGGUAUUUUAGAAAGCGCUGGCGCAAGUCUUUUCGACAACAAUUCCAUGUCUUCGAAUAGCGGAGUUGCCAAUGUGACGACGGUUCCAUCAUCCACGCCAGCACCAGCUGCUUUAUUGGAUAGUAAUUCCCAAAGUUCAUUUAUGGGAGCUAUGGCAGCGGUACAACAACACGACAAGCCACCGGAGGAACUGAUGGCCCCGGAGAAACCAUCCAAUGAAAUUCCGCCUCCCACCAGCGGGGAUCUGCGCAAAGAAGAGGAGAUUUCCCGAAGUAUAAGUGGUAGUGAAGAGACCAGUAACAGUGGAAAUCAGGACAGCGCCAAAGAGGGAUUACAAGAAGCUGAUACAAUUGGCUCCAAGCCUAGCGAAUCGCUGACAGAAGAUAAAUUGGAGUCACAAAAAGCAUUGGAAUCUAAAGCUAGCCCUGAAAUUACUUCCCAAACCACACCGGAGGUUAACACAACACCCAUGGAAUCAACGCCAACACCUGUUGGUAUGGGCAACCAAACAUCGGGCAUAACUACAGGUGUAACAACUCUUCCACCGCAUACCACAGCCUCUGGUCAUCCAGUUAUGCCGCCAAUGACAACAGCUCCACCACCAACUGCCAGUAUAACAGCCACAAAUGCCGGCAUGACAACCUUACCAGGCUACGAUGGAAGUGGUGUUGUUCCAGGUCAGCAGCCACAGCUAACGCCACUUGGAAUGCCACCACCACCACAUCCAAUGAUGCCGCCAUAUCCACCACCCCCACCGCCUCAUGGUGGCCACAUGGGCUAUACAACACCCAUGCCCUAUCAUCAUCCGCCACCAAUGUUACAUCAACAGGAAAUUGCCGCACUGCAACAACAACUGCAAGAGCUCUAUUGUAUGCCACCGCAGCAUGAUCAGCAAGAGAAAAUCAUGAGGAUUCAGGAGCGUAUAAAUAUGGUACAACAACAUGAGAUCAAUGAUCAGUGCGUCGGUGGCCCCCAAUGUUUGUUCUAUCAGUCGAUGCCACCACAAAUCUUUGGAGGACCCACUCCCAUAAUGCAACAACAAAUGAUUGAAUCGCCACAGGUGUCCAGCACCACGGGCAGGGGACGCGGCAAGGGAACGAACAAGCCACGUAAGCCCCGGGUCAAAAAAGGUGAUAAGGCGGCGGCCGCUGCUGGUGUCGGUACACCCAAUAGCAGUGAGCUAAUGGAUAUAAGCGGAAAUGUGGUAACACAAAUGACCACAAUUCCACCCAAUCAGUUGCCAGUCUCCGAAGAUUGUGUCACCCAAGGAGCUGGUGAUAACUCAGUUGUGGGUAUGACCGAAUACAAUGAAGGAGAGGGUGGGGAACAUUCUCAAGAUGUUCACUCAGCCAAUGAAUUGGACACUUCCACAGACGCUGGUGGCAAGAAAAAGAAGCCACGUAAGCCAAGGACUCCCAAAGACCCCAACAAACCUCCCCGCGAAAGGACUCCCAAGGCCAAGAAGUUAAAGGAGGGCCAAGAGGGUGCCGAUGGAACACCGGCUGCGGUGCGUAAGCGCAACGGCAGUGCGGCACGUAAAAAGAAAUUGUCCGACGGAGGAAUUGAGGGUGAAGGGGGAGUACCUACUGCAGAUGGCAGUGAAAAUGAAGAUAACAAGCCAUUGGUUGAGAAGUCAUCUACCGGGGAAAAUCCCAGCGCGGAAACCUCUGAAGAGCAGGAUUCUGAAAAUAAGCCUGAAACUACAACCUCAGAUGAGGCUAAACCCAGUACAUUGGAUGGCAGUGAACCCCAAGAUUAUGAUGAUAUACCAGUUUCCAAGAUACCCAAGGGUGAGGGAGCCGAUACCGGCGGUAAUGCCGAAGUGGGUGAUGAAACCGUGGACAGCAUACCAGAUUCGGCCGGAGAUACAACAGCUACUCCUACACGAGCUAAAAAGAAACGACGUGGAGGACGUGGCGGAGGCGGUGGAGGAGGCACCGGUGAUGAGGGUGAGGGUGGCAGUAGCGGCAGACCAAGACGUAGCCGUGGUGGUAAUCUAUCAGCUCGGGCUUUGAAAAAGCGUCGCAAUCGUGGACGCAUUGUACCCGAAUCCGAUGGCGAGGAUGAUAACUUAGAUAGAACACCGCCUCCCUCGCCACCACCAGAAUCUGAGUUAGAUACCAAUAAACGGCGGUCAUCUAGAAAUACCCAACGUAAGAAGUAUAUCGAUGAUGUUAUGCUAAGAUUUUCCGAUGAAGAGACUGAAUCCCUGUUGGGAACAUCACCCUUGAAAAAGGAUAAAAAGUCAGCAGCAGCAGCUGCUGCCGCUGUGGCCUCUACAUCAGCAGCCGCAGCGGUUAGCAGUAAUUCCAGCGAUGGAGAAAAUGCACUGCAACAGGCGGCCAGUAGCUCGGCAGCUGGCGGAGACAGUAACCAGGAACAACCUACCACCACAGAUGAAAAGUCCAAUUUGGCCGAAGAUAUGCAAGUGGGUAGUGGGGGAGGAGCUGAGGCUACAUCUAGCACAACCACUCCCUCGAUACUCAAUGAAAAAUCCGAAAAAUCGCAAGAGGCCACUGUGGCCCCCACAGCAUCGGCCAAACCCAAUUAUGUUUACAUCAAUACCGGAGAUGAGGAUAGUAUGGUGGUUCAAUAUGUCUUGGCUGUGAGAAUGGGCAAACGAGAACUUUUGCCAGAUCCUCCCACACCGGAACCACCAAAACCGGAAGAGGAAAAAGAGCCAGCAGCGGAAGAAGAGAUCAAAAAAGAAGGCGAUGAGGAUGCUGAAAAGAAAGAUGAAACUGCCAAAGCAGAUGAAGAAAGUGGUGAAAAGAAAGAAGCUAAAGAGGAAGAGAAGAAUGAAGAAAAGUCAGCUGAGGAUAAAUCCCAGGCUGAAGACAAAGAAGCCGUUGCAUCCAAAGAGAGUGAUGACAUCAAGACUGAGGGAGAAGUAGAAAAAAUGGAUACCAGCACAACAGAAGAAGUAAAGGAUGAAGAAAAGAAGGAGGAUGAAUCGAAGAUGGCUGAAGUGGUGGAAGCCAGUGAAUCUAAGAAAGAAACUGACGAAACUCCAAAGGAAGAAAAGGAGGAGGAAAAGAAAGAGAAGGAGGUGGAGGAUGAGAAAGCUACCACAGAAAAAAUGGAGGUUGAUGAGGAGAAUGAGUCUCCAAAAUCACCCAAAGAAAAGGAGGUGGCAGAAGAAAAAGAAGAGAAAGUAAGUGAUAAAAAGGACGAAAAGGAGGUAGAGAAAUCUGAAGAAAAGAAAGAAGAGAAAACUGAAGCCAUGGAAGUUGAAGAAUCGGCAGAGAAACCAGAUGAAGAAAAGACAGCUAAAACCGAUGACGAAACUAAGGAGCCAAGCUCCGAAGAACAAAAACCAGCCACAGAAGACGAUAAAAAGGAUGAAGUUGCUGAUGAAGAUAAAUCGGAAAAGGAAGAUAAAGAAAAUGAAGAAGAAAAACCAAAACCCGAACCUGUAUAUAUAGAAGUAGAAGAAUACUUGGUCAAAUAUCGCAACUUUUCCUAUCUGCAUUGCGAAUGGCGCACCGAAGAAGAGCUGCUGAAGGGAGAUCGUCGUGUCUGUGCCAAAAUACGACGUUUCCAACAGAAACAGGCCCAGCAGAUGAGUUUUGAAACCCUCGAUGAGGAAUAUUUCAAUCCAGAUUUUGUUGAGGUGGAUCGUGUGUUGGACAUGUCGGUGCACACCGAUGAACAAACCGGUGAGACGACCAAACAUUAUUUGGUCAAAUGGAAGUCUUUGCCCUAUGAAGAUUGUACAUGGGAACUGGAGGAGGAUGUGGACGAAGAGAAGAUUGAACAAUAUUUACGUUUCAAUAAGAUACCACCACGUUCCGAGUGGAAGGGUAAGCGUCGUCCGACACCGGAUUUGUGGAAGAAAUUGGAAAAGACACCCGUCUACAAGGGUGGCAACACCUUGAGACCCUAUCAAUUGGAGGGUCUCAAUUGGUUGAAAUUCUCUUGGUAUAAUUCACACAAUUGUAUCCUGGCCGAUGAAAUGGGUCUGGGCAAGACCAUACAAAGUUUGACCUUUGUCCAUUCCGUCUAUGAAUAUGGCAUAAGGGGGCCAUUCCUGGUAAUUGCUCCCCUCUCUACAAUACCCAAUUGGCAGCGUGAAUUUGAAAGUUGGACAGACAUGAAUAUUGUGGUCUACCAUGGUUCGGUGACCAGUAAACAAAUGAUACAGGACUAUGAGUUCUUCUACAAAACGGAAUCCGGCAAAAUGCUCAAGGAACCGGUUAAAUUUAAUGUCCUAAUUACCACCUUCGAAAUGAUUGUUACCGAUCACAUGGAUUUGAAACCCUUCAAUUGGCGUCUGUGUGUCAUCGAUGAGGCUCAUCGUUUGAAGAAUCGCAACUGCAAACUAUUGGAUGGUUUGCGUCAACUGAACUUGGAACACAGGGUGCUGUUGUCCGGUACACCUUUACAAAAUAAUAUGGGUGAAUUAUUUUCACUGCUCAACUUCUUGGAACCCAGUCAAUUCUCGUCGGCCGAAGAAUUCAUGUCUGAAUUUGGCAGUCUGCGUACCGAAGAAGAGGUCAAUAAAUUGCAGGCUCUUCUCAAGCCCAUGAUGUUGCGUCGUUUGAAGGAUGAUGUAGAGAAAUCAUUGGCACCCAAAGAGGAGACAAUUAUCGAGGUGGAACUGACCAAUAUCCAAAAGAAAUACUAUCGUGGUAUAUUGGAACAGAACUUUGCUUUCCUCAAGAAGGGCACCACCUCCGCCAACAUACCCAAUCUAAUGAACACCAUGAUGGAACUGCGUAAAUGUUGUAUCCAUCCAUAUCUGCUGAAUGGUGCCGAGGAACAAAUCCAGUACGACUAUCGUAAUCAACAUGGCGAAGACCAUGAAUCGUAUUACAAAAACAUCAUUCAAUCUUCGGGUAAAAUGGUGCUCAUCGACAAGCUACUGCCCAAGUUGAAAGCCAAUGGCCACAGGGUUUUGAUCUUCUCCCAGAUGGUACGUUGCCUAGAUAUCUUGGAAGAUUAUCUGAUAUAUCGUAAAUAUCCAUUUGAACGUAUCGAUGGUCGUAUACGUGGUAAUUUGCGUCAAGAGGCCAUUGAUAGGUAUUCCAAGCCUGGUUCAGAUCGUUUUGUUUUCCUGCUCUGUACCAAGGCUGGUGGUUUGGGUAUUAAUUUAACUGCUGCCGACACGGUUAUCAUCUACGAUUCCGAUUGGAAUCCCCAAAACGAUUUACAGGCCCAGGCCAGAUGUCAUCGUAUUGGCCAACGGAAAAUGGUGAAAAUUUAUCGUCUACUCUGCCGCAACACCUACGAACGUGAAAUGUUCGACAAGGCCUCCCUGAAACUGGGUCUCGACAAGGCUGUUCUACAGUCCAUGAAUACCCAGAAUUCCAAAGAUGGUAGCAACAAACAGCUGACGAAAAAGGAAAUUGAAGAUCUGCUCAAGAAGGGUGCCUACGGUGCAGUCAUGGAUGACGACAAUGCGGGCGAUAAGUUCUGUGAAGAAGAUAUCGAUUCAAUUUUGAAAAGACGUACCCAGGUUAUCACCAUGGAAUCGGAGAAGGGAUCCACAUUCUCGAAGGCCUCUUUCGCUGCUUCGGGUAAUCGUUCCGACAUCACAAUUGAUGAUCCUGAUUUCUGGACCAAAUGGGCUAAGAAAGCCGACAUCGAUCCCGAUGCCGUGGAACGUGAUGAAACUGAAGAUUUAGUCAUUUCUGAACCAAGACGUCGUACACAAAUUAAACGUUACGGUCAUGAGGAUGUCAUGGAAAUGAAUUCCGAAGAGUCAUCGAAUGAGAACAGCGAUGAAGAGGGUGGCAUUGGUAUACGUUCGACAAGGCGUUCACGCAAAGAGAAACGAGAACGUGGCCGCGAUAAGAAAGCCAAUGAGGAAUAUGUACCCAGGGAGCGGGAUGCUUUAGCCGCGCUUGGUUUGGAUGAGAUCCAAUAUGGUAAUUGGGCUAAAUCGGAGUGUUUCAAGGUCGAAAAGGGUCUGCUGUCAUUUGGCUGGGGCCGUUGGCCAGAAAUCUUGGAAUUGGGACAAUUCAAACGUGGAUGGCGGGACAUUAACGUUGAGGAGUGCUCGCGUAUAAUUCUAUUGUAUUGUCUGCAAGUCUACAAGGGCGAUGAGAAGAUCAAAACCUUCAUCUGGGAUCUGAUAACACCCUCCGAGGAUGGUGAGGUGACAAAAAUCAGCAGGGAUCAUAGUGGCCUCCAUAAUCUGGUGCCACGAGGACGUAAUGGUGGUAAAACGCAAAAAGAUGGUGAGACUGCUACUACGGCUAGUGGUGGUACAACACCAACGCCCACGGAUUCAGCUACGGCACCGCCAACUCCCGAAAGCACAGGUGGUGGUGAGGGCAGCACGCCAACAACAGCUGCCGCCAAACCACCCAAGAAAGAGCUCGGCACCCAUGGUCUACAGAAUAUACAGGACCCCAGUCAUUGGAGCAAACAGGAGAAAUAUGAUGCUGAUUCCUAUCUAGAGGGGGCAUAUAAAAAACAUUUAAGCAGACACGCGAAUAAAGUUUUAUUGCGCGUCCGUAUGCUGUAUUAUAUACAACACGAGGUGAUUGGAGAUUUGGUGCAACAGAUUAAGGAUAACACACCUGUCAGCGAGUUGCCAAUACGCCCGCCAACCAUGGCUGAAGCUGUGCCGGCCUCUUGGUGGAAUCCUCCCUGCUGCGACAAGAGUCUUUUGGUGGGCACCUUUAAACACGGCUGUGAAAUGUAUCGCAUAAUGCGUUCCGAUCCUGCCCUAUGUUUUGCCGGUCAUGUUGGUGCCACAGCCACAGAGGAGACAACCGUAGCCAAUUUGCCUGUCGCUGAAGAAGACGCCAACUCAAAACAAGAUGCCGACAAUGAAGAAGUCGACGAUGAUGGCACUGCCACCAAAGACUCUGAUUCCACCAAGUUGACUACGGGCGACAAAGAUAAAGAUUCUUUAGAUCCACCCGAACGUCCCAGCUCUUCGGGUAAGAAUAAAAAAUUGGCCAAAAAAGCAACCGCAGAUGCAACAGUUACAGUGGCUGAUAAUGAGAAUGGCAAAGCUGUUGAAAGUGCCACUGGUGGCGGCGGCGAAGAUGAGGAGAAUAAACCAAUCGCCGAAACAACGACGCCACCUGCAGUUGUUGGUAAAAAACGUAAACGUUCCAAGUUAGCCGAAGAAGAAACAUCAGCUGAGAAGGAUGAAAAUGACAAAUCAUCCUCGUCGGCAACGGAUAAUGAUGGCAAUCCUUUGGAUAAAAAUGAAGCCGAUACAAAAUCAGAUAAAGAUACAGGCGAUGUUGAGGAAAUGGAAACAGAAACAGCUGAGGCAUGCAGUAGCAGUAGUGCCAGCAGUGCAAGCAAUGAUAAAUCAUCAUCAGCCGAGGCUGUUGGGGCUGCGGAUAGCAGUGAUACAGCUACUGUUGCUGCCGCUACAACUGCCAAUGAUUCCAAUUCCAUGGAUGUUAGUGUAUCGGAAUCUGAACCAACAACUGUUGCUGGCGCCAAAGGUGAUGAGGUUAAUUCUUCAGCAGACGCUGCUGCCAGUAGUACAACAAAAACAACAGCUGAGACCACAACCCCGCCGUCUACUACUGAAACUGUUGACGUUGAGAAAGCUGCUCCAAAUUCGGCCACAACAGAGGCCAAAAAUACAUGUACUACCACCACCAUCACCUCAACUACCACCACCACUACUACUACCAAUAUAUCUACUACCACAUCUACAUCAUCCACUACCACCACCACCUCAUCAUCAACAACAAGCUCGACAGAGCAAACGCAAAAUGAUACUGUUAAUACAACUACUACAACAAACCCAAACAACCCAUGUUUAGGCUUAGAUGAGGAGGAGAGUGGUGCCGGUUCAUAUCCACCCACACAAGCGCCGGUCGAUGAUAAUUCGGCAACAAUGUGGCCCUCAAUGCAGGAUCUAAAUACACGUCUGCGACGUGUUAUAACUGCCUAUCAAAGGAAUUACAAAAAAGAAGAAUUGAAACAACAACAAAAGGCCAAGCUACAGGCAUUGGUUUCGUCAACGCCACCCUUGUCGGUGCCGACUACACCCACCUUACAAUCGAUACAAUUACAAAUGCAAAAUGCUGCUGCUGGUGGUGUUGGAUCGGCAACAGGAACAAGUGCAGGAGGUGUUAACGCAAUUGGAGGUGGUGGAGCCACAACACCCCAGGAUCCUGGUAGUCGAAGUCUACAAUCGUUGAUACAAGGCAACAAUAGUACAUUGUCAACGGGACCAAGUACUUCAGCGGCUGCUGCGGCAGCAGCACAAAAUGCCGCUGCUGCUCAGAAUAUAACACUACAACAACAGUUGCAACAGCAAUCAGUUAUGCAGCAACAAGCACUGCAACAACAGCAACAGACAUUGCAACAACAGCAACAGUCUUUGCACCAACAACAACAUCAGCAGCAACAAACCUUGCAGCAGCAACAACAACAACAGCAGCAGCAGCAACAGGGCAACAGUGUUGCUUCGGCUGCCAUAGCUGCCCUAACCUCAACACCCAUGCCAACGGCCGCAGAUAUUAGCCUAAUGCUGAACAUUCUCAACACAACCGAUGUCAGUCAACUGGCUAAUUUGGACAUCAAUAAACUGGCCAUGUACUUGGUUAGUAUGAACAAUAAAAUGGAACGUCAGGGCAAAAUGGAAAUGGUUGCCAAAGAGCGUGAAAUGCAACGCUUGCAGUGCAUUCCAAAGAAAUGGAAUCGCCGUGAGGAGUAUGAAUUUUUACGUGUCCUUACCGGCUAUGGUAUUGAUUUUCUACCACCCACCGCUCUGGCGCCGGGAACCACCAACACCCCCACAAGUCUCAUGCCCGAUUGGACCAAAUUCAAACAGAUGGCCCAUUUGGAGCGAAAGAGUGAUGAAACAAUGAGUGAUUAUUACAAGGUAUUCAUAACAAUGUGUAAACGUCAAGCGGGCGUUAAGCUAAACGACAAUGAGAAGGGUCUAGAGGGCAUAAUCGAAGAUAUAAGUGAAGAUCAUGCCAAAUUAAUAUUGGAUCGUUUGGAGUUACUUUCGAAGUUGAGAGAAAUCGCCAAACAUCCACAAUUGGAAGAACGUCUCAAAUUGUGUAUGGUUAAUGCCGAUACCCCCGAUUGGUGGGAACCCGGAAAACAUGACAAAGAAUUGAUGGCUGCAGUUCUCAAACAUGGCCUAUAUCGUUCGGAGACUUUCAUUUUCAAUGAUCACACAUUUUCUUUUGCCGAUUCGGAAAAACGUUUCAUUCGUGAAUUGGAGGCUCAAAUCCAGCGUUCCAUUAAACUGGAGGCCAUGAAUGCCGAAAAAUUGUCCGUCAAGGAUGAAAUAAUUGAUCUGGAUGAUGAGUUGCUCACAAAGAGUAGCCUCAUUAAAAAGGAAAACUAUUCGCCCGUAAAGAGUGAAGUUAAAAGCGAGCCCAAGGAUAUUAAAACGGAAGAUGUUGUGGUGGAGGAGUGCAAAAAAGAGAAUUCCGCCAGUGAUGAAAAUAAAUCGGAAAAAUCCCAUGACUUGUCAGUGAAAAAGGCAGAGGAGGAAAUCGAAUGUCAAGACUUGACAAAAGACGAUGAUGAUGACGAUGAUUUGCCUUUGGCUUUGGAAAAAACCAAAGAUAAAGUCAAGGAGGACGAAAAGAAGGAUAGCAGUAGCUCGGCCACAGAGGCGGAAAAGGAAACACCAAAGAAGGAAGCUCAAGAUGAAGCUGCUGAGGCCAUGGAUGCUGCUGAAGAACAAGAUUUGUCCACAUCUAAAAAGGAUGCUAAAGAAUCUUUGGAAGAGAAAUCCAAGGAAGAAACGGAAGAAAAGUCUUUGGAUGAAAAGGACAAAGAGGAAACACCAUCAUCCAAAACGGAGGGAGAUAAGGAAGAAUCACCAGAAAAGAAAGAAGAUGAGGAAAAAGAAUCGAGUUCAGAAAACAAGGAACAAGACUCCAAAUUGGAUUCCUCACUAAAAGAAAAGGAAACCAAGGAUGAAGCAGAGAAAUCAUCCGAAAAGAAAGAAAAAUCAGCGGAAAGUGCAAAGACGGCAUCUACACAAGAGGAUGAAAUCUUGGAUUUGGCCUCCGCCACAAGCGGUUCCAAUGAUCCCGAUGAUGAGGAAGUUAUGAAGGAGAAAGAAAAGGCCGUGGAAGAGGAAUGCAAUAAACAAGCGGCCGAAUUGAAGGCUCGUUUCCCCGACCUGGAAGUCAUACAACCAGGUGCCGCCAAGCAAAAGCUGGAGAAACCAAAACUGGAAAUGUGCAUGAUACGUUGGUUCAAAGAUUUUGCCUUGGAGCGACGCAUCUGUCACAUUGUCACCUGUGUUGAAACAGGCAAAUGGCCCGUGGACAAAAGCUACUCAGCAUUGGCUGGUUGUAAGGAUAUGGAUCUGAAGAUUGCCUUACACGAUGCCAUACCCCAUUUGAGUGUGGGCAUAGAAAAACGUUCUACCACACCAGAUGUUAUUACCAUUACCACUGACCAAGGGGUUACCAAACAUUUGCCCACAUCACAAGUGCAACAACAGGUUGCCACAGCUGCUGCGGCGGCGGCAGCAGCAACACCAGUGCCUCAAGUAUAUCCUCGGCAGCUGCGGCCGGCAGCAGCCGCUGGUCUUUCUGGUCUAGAUGCCAAUACCCUAAAUGCUGCCAUGGCAGCAGCUGUUGCUGCAGCCGGUGGAAAUGCCAGUGCAUUAAGUGCUCUCCUGCCGGGAAUGUCAUUGACAGCCUUGUCUGGUCUCACCAUACCCAAUUCCAGUGUUGGUAAUUCGGGAUCAGCAUCCACAGCGAACACCACCAGCACAACAAAUUCGGGCAAGAAACGUAAACGUCACAUUGCCAUCGAUGUGGAAACCGAGAGAGCCAAGCUGCAUGCCUUAUUAAAUAGUUCUCAGUCGUCUGCUAAAGACUGGGAAACCGAAAUAGCAAAUAUGGCGGCUGCUGCAUCGGGAGCUGGGACCACGAUUGGUUCUUCAAGGCGUUCAUCUUCUGCUGCCUCGCCGGCCUCUAAUUCUUCAUUGGCCUCCGCCUUGCAACCACCGCCGGCCCAUCAACAUGCUCCCUUGAGUCGUCAAACAUCAGGACAAUUCAAUAAACCUGCCGUACCACCACUCAAGACUCCGCCACCAUCUUCGAUGGGCGGUGCCAUGGAUUUGUCAUCGAGCUUGCCCAAAAUGAACAUGGCUGAUAUCAUGAAAUCCGCCUCAGCUGGAGCAAUUGAUUUGAGUGAAGUACAAGAUUUUUCAAUGGGUUCCAAGAAAUCUUCAUCGAACUCACAAUCCUCGGCAUCAAGCAUUCAUGCAGCCCUGAGUUCUGCAUUCCCCUCAAUGGCCAGCAAAGGUGGUGGCAAAUUAGAUGAUACCCUCAAUAAGCUGAUGAAAAAGAACAAUUGUACCAUUGAAGAACCCGUUGUGGGCAAGGAAAAGAAACGCAAGAAAUUGGAUGAAAUUGUUUUGGGUCUAUCUGCGGCAAAGGAACAAAAGACUUUCCCCGACCCAUCACUGCCCUCAUCGAAGAAACCUCAAAUACCACCCAGCGUAUCGGUGACACCGGCCAAUGCCGCCUCUGCCAUGUCUUCGCAACAGCAACAAAAUCAAAAACCAUUUACAAUCACUGUUACGACAGUGCCCGGAAAGGGAAAAGGCAGUUCUCAAUCCUCUGGAGGCCAAUCAUCUUCGGGAGGUUCAUCUAGUUCCGGACUAUCGGCUCUACAAAAUAUGGCUGGCAUGGGUAGUCUUUCGGCCAAGGAUAGUUUGAAUGCCUUAUUGGCCCAGACCAUGGCCACAGAUCCGCAAACCUUCAUCAAACAACAGCAGAAAAUGAUGCAAUGCCUACCAGCUGCUCAGCGUAAAUUGUAUGAAUCGAUGUUGGCUGAAAUGGAGCAGACCAUGAAAAUGAACGCCAAAUACGGUGGUCCAAUGGAAACAAAGGUAGACAAAUGGCUGACAGACAUGGGUGCACCCUCCAUGGAUUAUACAGGUGGCAGUGGUAGCAGUAAUCCCUCGACCUCAUCCAGCGGCCGAAGAUCGAAUCGUCAAUCUUCAACGCCAUCCCAGCAAUCUCUAUCUGCUUCACAAAUGUCAUCUUCCAAAUCAUCUGCCUCCCAGUCACACAGUCAAUCCUCAAGUGUUCAACAACACCAGCAACAACAAUCAAUGGGUGGCCCGCCACCUGGUUUGACCGGCGAUGAGCCAGUUCCUGUGAUCAAUAAACAAACCGGCAAACGUUUGUCGGGCAACAAAGCCCCACAAUUAAAGAGAUUGAUGCAAUGGCUAACGGAAAAUCCCAACUAUGAAGUGGAUCCCAAAUGGUUAGAGCAAAUGCAAAAUCCCAUGUCUGCACCCUCACCUAAACCAAUGGAGUCCAGUUAUUCGACAUCAAGCAAGAGCCACACUGGCCGACCAUCCUCAACAUCGAGCAAUGCUUCUUCCAACAGUCAUUCCAAUAGCCAACAACAAUCCCAAUCGACGCCCACAUCGAGCUCAUCCAAAAAGUCCUCAAGGCAAAGUGCCAUGGACCAGGCGAAUGCUGCUGCCAUGCAACAAUUUGGAUCGUUGGCUGGCUUGAAUCCUAAUCUCUUGGCCAGUUUGCCAGGUUUGGGUUCCUUUGAUCCCAAAAAUCCAUUGGCUGCUUUUGAUCCCAAAAACCCCUUGCUCUCCAUGCCUUUUGCUGGUAUGCCAGGUAUGGGUAACAUACCGGGCUUGGGUAAUCUCAACAACAUGAAUUUGUUUGCCAGUCUGGCUGGCAUGGGUGGUUUGGGAAAUUUGGCUAGCAUGGAUGCUCAAUCAUUGGCCACUUUGAUGGCCGCAGCUGGACCUGCACUGAGUGGCUUAGGAGGUAUGCCAGGUUCCUCAUCGUCGUCAAGCGGCGGCGGUGGUGGUUCUUCAAGUAAGAAUUCUGGACAAGGAUCAGGCUCUUCAAAUUCGAAUAAGAAACCCACAAAAGCUGAGUUGUUGCAGCAAAAUGCCGCCGCAGCAGCUGUGGCUGCAGCUGCCUUAGGAGCCUCGGCUUUAUCUACUGGCAAUUCCGGUUCUGGAUCGAACUCGAAAAAUUCCGGACCAAGUGCUUCACAACUCGCUGCAGGUUUUCCAUUCCUUUUCGGCAAUCCAUCUCUGCUGUAUCCGCCCAUGGGUAUGAGUGGUUUAAAUCCAUACUCGUUGGGGUCUGCGGGAUUGGGUUCAUCGGGCUUGGGUGCUGCCUACGAUCAAUUGGCACAACAAUAUCUUAUGAAUGGAGCCUCUUCAGCCGGCUCCACUUCCACCACCCAAACCAAGGCUCAUCAAUCGCAGUCCUCGAAAUCCUCCAAUUCCAGAUCAUCUUCGUCGUCUUCUAAUGCUGCAUCAUCGGCGGCCCAAGCUGCAAAUCUUAUGAAUGCCAUGGCUGCCAGUAUGGCAGGGUCUUCAAAUACCGGAUCCAAUAGCUCGCAGAGUAGUUCUCGUGGUCGCCAAUCAUCGGCCAGCAGAGCUGCAGCGCAAGCAUCCGCUGAAAUGGCUCAGUUGUCUAAUCUCCUUAUGCCACCCGCUGAUGCCCAGCUAUUGGAACAAUUCUCACGUAUGGCUAAUAUGGAUUUGGCUCAAGCCACACGUCUAAUGAAUUCUCUGGGUAUGCCACCCAUUUCGGGAGCCAGCACAUCAUCCUCAUCCACCGUAAGUGAUAAACGGUCGUCCUCGUCCAGUUCUUCGGCCAAUGCUGCAGCUGUAGCUGCCCAGCAGGCCGCCAAGGAACAACAGAAACUAAUGGAGGCCUUGGCUCGAGGUCAAUUGCCCACGGAUUUGGCAACGCUGCAGGCCUUGUCACAGGGAAAACUUCCACCCUCCAUGACAGGUGGCGGUGGUUCUUCGGGUUCCUCAUCCAAUGCAAAUUCAUCUUCCAACAAUUCAUCUUCGAGUAAGAGUGCGAAAUCAGCUGCUGCCGCGGCAGCCGCUGCUGCUGCAGCUUCUCUGCCACAAAUACCUGGCAUGCCUGCUGACUUUAGUCAGGCAUUCCUGGCUGAAAUGGCAGCCCAGGCUAUGGCUGCUGCUGGAGGUCCAUUACCCCUAACCGGUCCCGGUUCCUUGGCCAGUUUAACGGGCAGUUUGGCCGGUCUGACGGGAGGUUCAUCCACACAAUCAACAUCAUCUUCAGCGACUUCGUCGUCCUCAUCAAAGAGACAAAGGGAACACGAUGCACUUUCCAAAGAUGCCUUCCAGAAACAAAUGGACUACUAUACCAAAACAUUGGGCCUAGGCUCAGGUAUAUCACUCAUACCUACAUCGGCGUCAUCAUCUGGACCUUCGUAUGGUGAUGAUCACCACACGACCACCAAGUCAAAGAGGCAAAGAACUGAGACAUCAACGUCAUCACUGAAGGACGAUUUGAAUGCCGCCGCUGCUUUGGCUGCUGCAGGUUUUCCAAUGAAUUUGGGUGGCGGAAUGACGAGCAUAGAAAAGAGUAUACGUGGCGGAAGUAGUAGUGGUAUGGGAGGUGGCGGAUCGGGCGGUGGUUCCUCUUCGGCAUCGUCGGGAUCCUCAGCUCAGCCAGAGGCAGAUAAGGUCACACUAACACCUCUGAAUUCGGCUGGUAUUGCGGCCAAUUUACCUUCACAGACCACCAUUACCAUUGCCCCACCAAUUAGUUCCGGAGCCAGCUCCAGUAGUGAGCGGUCUGAGCGAAGUGAGUCUAGAAUUUCCCUGACCAUAACUAAUGCAGCUGAGGCUGCCAAAAUGCCACCUCCCUACGAAGAAGCCGACGAACUGAUAAUACAACCAAUACUCAAAAAGCCGACACAACAGCAACCAAGUCCAUCUGCCAAUUCGUCGUCAUCGUCGCACAGCAAUUCUCAAGCGCCUCCACCACCACCAUCCUCUCAAACACCCACCUCCCAGGCCAACUCAGCGGCCAGCUCAAUGCAUGGCGGCAGUGUGGAAGACUUGACACAUGAUUCGGCCAACAAUAGUGCAUCGUCGAAUAACGAAGAGACUCGCCGAUCUUCGGGUCGGCUAAAACGUCCCAGAUCGGGUGCCGAUCAUUCGCUGAUAGCCGAACAACCGCCAGAGAAGAGACGUGAGUUGCGCUCAACGCGUCACACACGUCAAUCGUCGUCGGGUAGUGCCGAUAAUUCGUUGAAUCUAUCGACGAACAGUGAAACGGACGAAAGGCCGGAAUGAGGUUUAAGGCGUUUAAGGAGCAAAUCUAUAAAUAAAUAGUAGAGAAGAAGCAUGUAAACAACACACACACAAACACAAAUAAAAAAAACUGCAACACUCGGAGCUAUAGAGCGAAUUAAGAGGAGGAGAAAAAUAAAAAAAAUAUUUAAUAGCAAGCGAAUAUUGUAAAUGAACAUUGCUAAAAAGAAAAGUUCAAAUGUGGUUUGAAAGUUUUGAAAAGAGAUUCAAAAAAAAGUAAAGCCGAAAGUUGGAAGAAAAAUGUGAAAUUUUAAAUUUUGCAAAACUGGUUUGAAAUAGUCGUCGUACAGACUUAUAACCACCCGAAGCCAAUAAAUUUCUUUCCGAAAUUUUCAAAACACAUUUGAACAGCACAUUCGAAAGAGAAGUGGAGCGCGUCAACUGCUGCUUAGUAGCAAAUAAUUAAACAAAAAUGAUAAAUUAUAAUAAUUAGUGUAGGAUAUAAUAUGAAACAGCAAGAAGAAGAGAGUUAGGAGAGUAUUUGAAAACUCUCCGCAGCAUCAAACACAACAGUAAACUGAUUAAAAGUGAGUUUAGUUUUAAAUUUAAGCUAUAAUAAAAAAAUUAAAUAGUUAUUAAACAAUUGAGAGCAAAACAGAAAGAAAAAGUUUUAAAAUUUUUAUGCUAAAAUAGAAAAGAAAAGAGAAAACAACAAACAAAAAAUCAUAAAACAACAAAAAAAAGAUUCUUUUUUAAUUUUGUAAAAUAUAAGCUUAAUUUUAGUUUUAUUUUUUAGUAAUUUUAUUCAUUUUUAAAGGACACACACACAAAAAACCGACUACAA
This is a messenger RNA of Musca domestica (house fly), 19389 nucleotides long. RefSeq lists its product as uncharacterized. Gene Ontology annotation, molecular function: ATP-dependent chromatin remodeler activity; protein binding; ATP binding. The record is from RefSeq and is a predicted model, not a curated record. Lineage: Eukaryota; Metazoa; Arthropoda; Insecta; Diptera; Muscidae.